AUGGCCAAGGACACCUCCUCAUCGCCGGCGAAAGCCGACCGGAAGUCGCGCGACCGCUCGUCCAAGCGGGCCGAGAAGGCCAAGGACGUCAUGGCUGCGGAUGAAAGCAAGUCCUCGCGUCGGGCGCUGCGUGAUUCCGAGGCGGUGGCCCUAGAAGCGAGGGCGUCCGAGUCCAAGAGUUCCAGCAAGAAGGACAAGAAGAAGUCCGAUGACAAGAAGAAGUCCGAUGACAAGAAGGACAAGAAGUCCGAUAAGAAGGACAAGAAGUCCGACAAGGAGAAGUCCGACGCCAAGAAGGACAAGAAGAAGUCCGAUGACAAGGAGAAGUCCCACGACAAGAAGGACAAGAAGUCCGACGCCAAGAAGGACAAGAAGGCCACGAAGGAGGAAGAGCCCAAGAAGCGCAAGCGCUCCGAUGAGGACUCCACCCCGGCCCCGGCCCCGGCCCCGGCUCCGGCCCCGGCCCCGGCCCUCGACCGGAGCAUGCUCGUCGGCAUGUCGGCCGCCGAGAAGCGCAAGCUCCUGUGGGCCAACCGCAAGCCCGCCGCCGGUGCCGCCAGCGCCGCCGCCGCCGCCAGCAGCCCCGCCACCCCCAAGAAUGCCUGGAACUCCGCGCACCUGGGCACCGGCGAGCGCACCGCCAAGUUCCUCAAACUCAUGGGCGCCGGUGAUGCGGCCGCCAAGAAGGCCGCCGAGGGGGGCGGCGGCUCGCGCCGCAGCGCCGCCCACCAGGCCGACAUUCUCCGCGACCUCGAGGACCAAUACGAAGCCGGUCGGAAGUUCACCUACUCCGGGUCAAAGUCCCUCGGCCUCGGCAACUGA
Molecule: messenger RNA, 822 nt
Organism: Fonticula alba
Lineage: Eukaryota; Rotosphaerida; Fonticulaceae
Exons: 2
Coding region: 1-822 (273 amino acids)
Source: RefSeq, a predicted model, not a curated record